AUGAGUGCAGAUGCACCGCGUGGCGAUGGCUAUAUCAACCAUCCCUACGCCCCGCAGACGGAUUUCCUUGAUAAUACAGUAACGAACCUAGCUCGUCCUGUGACCAAUGCGAUCAUCACCGUGCGCAUUAUUAAGAAUUUCGAGUACCGCACGAUGAAGGCACUCGUUCUCAAAGAUGUGGACCUGACGCAGCUCACGGCUGCGACACUGAUUGAUCGAUGCAAGCAGGAGGUGGCCAAGCAGCCAGCGUUUAAGGCGUACCGCAAUGUGAUCAACUCGCUAGGUAGGUUACCAUUGGGGCUCAUCACAGACACACUGAAGCUCUACACACAAGCGCAUGGGGCCAAGACGACCAACCUGAUUAUCAACCUGGAUCAUCCAGAGUGGAUCUUGGAUUCGAAUGCUCCUACGCCGCUUUCAGACCUGGGCGUACAAAACGAGACAGAGCUCAGUCUCUUCCACCGCGAGGCAUACGAUGCGUUCCUUGCCCAUCCAGAGACUCGUUGGGAUGAAACUGGGUAG
Malassezia pachydermatis is the source of this 522-nucleotide messenger RNA. RefSeq lists its product as hypothetical. NCBI's taxonomy places the organism in Eukaryota, Fungi, Basidiomycota, Malasseziomycetes, Malasseziales, Malasseziaceae. The coding region runs from base 1 to 522 and encodes 173 amino acids. The record is from RefSeq and is a predicted model, not a curated record. The transcript is spliced from 2 exons.